Messenger RNA from Mya arenaria, 1370 nucleotides. RefSeq names its product H/ACA ribonucleoprotein complex subunit 1-like. Gene Ontology annotation, molecular function: box H/ACA snoRNA binding. The transcript has 7 exons. Bases 190 to 834 code for a protein of 214 amino acids. The record is from RefSeq and is a predicted model, not a curated record. Gene Ontology annotation, cellular component: box H/ACA snoRNP complex. Lineage: Eukaryota; Metazoa; Mollusca; Bivalvia; Myida; Myidae. Gene Ontology annotation, biological process: snoRNA guided rRNA pseudouridine synthesis; ribosome biogenesis.
UUGUCUUUGAAAGCCUAAUAUUUAUCAAGGAAUCACGUUUGUAAAAAAAAUAUAGUUUUACGACAUCACAUCAAGAUUACUUGUUGACUGUUUUGAAAUUGCACGUGGGGGAUUGUGGAAAAGCCGCAACAAAAUCAACAUUUCAGAGUUUUAGAAACCCAUUGAAAGUACAGAACACUACAGAUAGUCAUGGGGUUUGGAGAUAGAGGUGGGGGAGGUUUUCGAGGCGGUAGAGGCGGGGAUCGCGGUGGUAGAGGCAGAGGUGGAGGAGACAGAGGUUUCCGGGGCGGGGGAAGAGGUGGCUUUGGAGGGAGAGGAGGUGGCAGAGGUGGUUUUAACAGAGGUUUUGAUCAGGGUCCCCCAGACCAGGUUGUUGAAAUGGGAACAAUGGCCCACACUUGUGAAGAUGACCUAGUGUGUAAAGGCACAAAUGAAAAGGUGCCAUAUUUCAAUGCACCAAUAUUCCUUGAAAACAAAGAACAGAUCGGCAAAGUGGAUGAAAUAUUCGGCCAAAUACAAGACUUUUAUUUCUCCAUAAAGUUAUCAGAAAAUAUGAAAUCUGGCUCGUUUUCUAAGGAUCAAAAGUUUUACAUUGACCCGUACAAACUGCUACCUCUGGCGCGCUUCCUAGAGAAGCCAAAAGGACGAGGUCGAGGAGGGCGCGGUGGGGGAGACCGGGGACGUGGAGGUCGUGGAGGUGGCCGAGGAUUUGGGGGACGAGGUGGCGGAGGCAGGGGUGGUUUUGGAGGUCGAGGAGGUGGGGGCGGAUUCCGAGGGGGAAGGGGUGGCGGUGGCAGGGGAGGAGGGAGAGGUGGUGGCUUCAAUCGAUUCUGAUCGUCCCACAGUGACUUGUUUUGUUGAUUUUCAUAAUGAUUCUAUCAGACGCCAGGGGAAAGUUGUGAGUGACAUAUGGAGGAUGUAUAUGUAUUAUAAAGGUCGAAGAAUUGUCUGUUUUUUCAACAACUUUUCUUCUUUCAACAGUGUCAGCUUGAUAUUGUUCUUGUCUGUUGGUCAGACAUUUCUGACAUACAUUUGGAGAUAUGUCAUAUUUCAUUUGAAAUGGAAAACAAAUUAUAUCCCAUGUAUAUUGUUUUAGGAAAAAAAUUCAUAAAUGUUCAUUGAUAUAAAUGUUUCUUCAUCAUUAAGAAUUUUCUCAAAAGCAUUUUGCUUUAAAAAGUUUUAAUGUUAUACUUUAAAAAUAUGUCAAUAAUGAUAUUGUUAUGUUGAUAUGAAGGCUCAUUUUUAAAUGAUUUUAUAUUCAUGUGUUCAUUUUUGAUUAUAUGUUUCAAUCAUGUUGUAAUGAGGAACUGCUCUAGGAAGCAGACUGAAAAUAUUUUACAUUAAAAAAUUUCAAAAGUACAAAUGUUUUA